Messenger RNA from Prunus mume (Japanese apricot), 1095 nucleotides. RefSeq lists its product as uncharacterized. The record is from RefSeq and is a predicted model, not a curated record. NCBI's taxonomy places the organism in Eukaryota, Viridiplantae, Streptophyta, Magnoliopsida, Rosales, Rosaceae.
UCACUUUGCCACCACCACCACAUUCUCACGUUCAAAUCUUCAAAACACUCCUUUAAUUUGCGAUUGGUAUAUGUUAUGGAGGACCACACCUCAAAUGGCAAGAAGCGGAUCCGAGACAACUCGGACGACUCGGAGCAUGACUCGGCCGAGGUUAAGCGACUCAGAGAAGACCUACUGGGUUUCCUCGACGACUCGGAACCCGACGCGGCCACUCAGGACCUCGACUCGGUCAUGAAAAGCUUCGAGGAAGAGAUUGGAUCCACCACUUCAUGUCCGACGUCGCCUCGUCCGUCGCCGGCCACGCCGUCGGCUCCGGUACCGGUGGUCGAUCUGACGUCAGAUUCCGGCGAGUCCAAUCCGGACCUUGGUUACCUUCUAGGAGCCUCAGAUGAUGAGCUGGGUCUCCCUCCGUCGGAGAACUUUAGCGAAGUGCUGGCAGAAGGCAGAGAGACCGAGUUGGUCCGAGUUUCGUCUGACUCGUCCGGAAUCGACGAGUUUUGGCGAUUCGACGACCACCCUCCGAGUUACGACUCGUUCGAGUUAGGAGGCCAUGUUCAUGACAGUAGUACCGACUACGUGGCGUUCGAUGGACUGUUUGGGAAUUCCGACGUCUACUUUGAUUCGUCUGAUUACACUGAUUUUUCGUGGCGUUUCGAAACACUACCGGCGCAGUAGUACGAAACGAAACGGGAAAGUUUAUGUCGGACGGAAUAUAUGAUACUGCACCGAUUUGUAAAUUUGUUUCUUUAAUUUUUUUUAAAGACAUUUUAGGGAAAUUGAUUAGCAUACUGAAAAGGGAAAAGACAUUAGGAGGACUGUAGGACUAGGCUCGUAUGAAAGAUGCGUAUAUGUCACAGGUCGCAAGGAAAUUGAUUCGCGCCAAAAAGAAAAGAAAAAUGAAGAAGAAAAGAAUGGUUCGCUUUUUUAAUAGCGGUCAUAAUAUUCAUAAUGAACCCCUCGAGGAAAUCUAUUCUUGCGAAAGAAGUUAUCCAGAUUUAUUUGGUUCCAUAAUUAUGUAUCAAAAGUAUUGGGAAAAUAUGUGGAAUCCGGGGCAAAAUAUUUUGUGCAACCUAAAUAAUUCAGAUGUUUGCAGUA